AUGGUCCUUCUACACCCUCCAUGUGAGUCAAAAUAUUUGAACGCCGAUGAAAUACAGACACAGUCACGACUGUUUGCCCAAGUCCACCACCAAGACCACUUGACAACCCGCUCAUUGAUCAUCUCCAAUAUAUCAGUGUGUGGGGUGGUACAUGGCACUAGUCUCCGUUUGCGACACCACUUUGCAUGUACGGACGCAUCUGAAUUUGGAGACAUGGAAAUAAACAAAGUUGGUUAA
Messenger RNA from Plenodomus lingam JN3, 237 nucleotides. The record is from RefSeq and is a predicted model, not a curated record. Lineage: Eukaryota; Fungi; Ascomycota; Dothideomycetes; Pleosporales; Leptosphaeriaceae.